Molecule: messenger RNA, 1069 nt
Organism: Gavialis gangeticus (Gharial)
Lineage: Eukaryota; Metazoa; Chordata; Crocodylia; Gavialidae
Gene: MRPL50
Product: mitochondrial ribosomal protein L50
Exons: 2
Coding region: 38-481 (147 amino acids)
Cellular component (GO): mitochondrion; mitochondrial large ribosomal subunit
Source: RefSeq, a predicted model, not a curated record
CGGGGUAAAGCGGAGCGGGCUUUCUGCCGGCUCCAAGAUGGCGGCGGCGCUGAUGCGGCGGGUGGCAGCGGUGCGCGGGGCAUUGUGGGGCGGCCGCAGGAAGCAGGAGGCCGAGGCCAACGCCGCCACCCCCGAGGACGCGGAGCCCGACCUGGCGUGCCCGCCGCCGCGCAGCAGGCAGUACGUGCCCCCCGAGAACCUGUCCCGUCUCCUGAAGGCCCGCGUGCGGGCCCUGGCGGGGCCUGCGCUGGCUGCUGACUGGCAGCACACCCCCCUCGGGGACCUCGGGCUCAGGUACAACCUCCUAGCGCAGCUAGCUGCCGAGUUGGGCCACGCUGUCCCCAACUCACAACUCCACCAGAUGCGCACGGCCCAGGACGUCUUGGACUUCUACAGCAUCCCUGUCAAGGACGGAUCGAAAUUUGAUGAGCUGUGCGCAGGGGAGCUGCCGCCGAACCUCAAGAUCACUUGGGAGUAUUGAGCCCUACCAGCAGGGAGCAGCGCUGACUGGCCUGACGUCAGGGGAGACUUGUGUGGCAGGGGCAAGGCAGCAAUGACCUUAGCGUACACUGGCUCUGUCAGAAGUUGGCUUUUAUGACUUCAUUUUUAGAGGGUGCUGACGCUUCAUUAUGCAACAGUUUUGUUGUAAUAAAAUUACUAACAGGAGGGACUAACUUCAGCGUUUUCUUUCCUCGUGUCCCCAUAAAUGUCAUUUGGCAGGAUCCACAUUGCAUAGUGGCUCUGUGCUCCUCACAGCUGAGGCGAGGUCCAACAUGCUCCUCGACAGCGAGGGCAGCGUUUCUGACGGUUACAUAAUUUUAAUCACUUGCACCACGGCCAGCAGAUGCUGGAAGUGGGGUAAGGAAAGUCUUAUUCUGCUCUCUUCCUGGUCAGCCUUCUCUGGAUGGGGAUGCAGAUGUGUGUGCUGCCAGGAUUAAUACAUUUCAAAGUGACUGUACUACCUUUGAAAUGUAGUUGGGUUGCCCCUAAAAACAGGUUUUGUGAGUAAUACAAGACACUGACUGAAUUUUUCCUGGCCAGUGUAUAGUCGAUUUCAACAGCCAUGGCC